Messenger RNA from Lasiodiplodia theobromae, 3060 nucleotides. RefSeq names its product BTB/POZ domain containing protein. The record is from RefSeq and is a predicted model, not a curated record. The transcript is spliced from 2 exons. Bases 1 to 3060 code for a protein of 1019 amino acids. Gene Ontology annotation, molecular function: protein binding. Lineage: Eukaryota; Fungi; Ascomycota; Dothideomycetes; Botryosphaeriales; Botryosphaeriaceae.
AUGGAUGGACACAGUGGCGGGCCUCCCGACUUCCAUCACUUGGUCUCUCAUCUGAACCUCGACCCGGACGCCUGGCAGUCAUCACAAGCCGAUGGGACCUCAUCUACCGUGUCGUCCGUGACCGAUGGCCUGCGUUUGCAGAGCGCUAUCCCCGCCCAGCUGUAUCCUACUACCACCACCUCAUCGCCACGCAACUCUCUGUUCUCUGGCCCUCCCGCUUCUGCGCCGCCAUCCAACUCCUCUCGCCCCCUGCUCCCGCCCCAGCCCAUCACCUCCCCUCCGUCUUCUUCAAGACGCUCCGCUCGCUUUGACGUCGAGCUGCCCGGCCGCAAUCGCACCCCGAUAGCCAGGGUUGAGAAGGAUGUGGAUGAUCCUACCACUCCCGUCGGCUCUCGGAGAUCCAACGAACGGAGCGAACACCAGAAUCUCACCACCCUGAGUCGCCUGUUCGCCGGCACUUCGCCUUCCUCGACGAGGUCCACUCCCUACAGCAGAAUGCAAUCGAGCUCUGCUGCCGGAAUGAUCCCCGGCUCUUUGUCCCAUCACGUCUACACCAGAGGCCUGCUUGACGGUCGUCACUCAGACAUCAUUAUCGUAGCCUUUGGAAAGAGAUAUCGCCUUCACCGGCUGGUUCUCGACCAAGCGCCCUUCUUCAGUUCCAUGCUCUCCGGCCCCUGGCGAGAGAGUCGCGCUGAAGAGGUUACGCUCCAUCCAGAGGGAAUCGACCACUGUAUCUCAGAGGCGGCCUUUGAGCUGACUCUGAAACGCCUGUACGGCUUCGAUAUCUCCGAGGAGGAAGACGCCGAGUGCUUGGGGUUGUUCGCGACUGCAUGCUGGCUCGAAAUGCAGGACCUGAUCGACUCGAGCAUUGACGCCAUCCUGCGAAGGAUGCAUCCCGACAAUCUUGGCCCACUCAUCAAGCUGGUCACCCUGCAGUACUAUGGAAGAGCUGGUGAGAGGCUACUCGCGUCAGCAAAGGCUAUGCUCUGCAGGGACGGUUGCGAGAUGAAACUGAAGAACUGGGAUGAGGUCCCUGGUGAGAUCGUCCGGGAGAUCGUCGGUGGGGACGGCUUCUAUAUCCACGGGGAAUGGGAGAGAUGGGUCUUGGCAAAACGCCUGCUGGACCGCCGACUCAAGAAGGUGGCUGCCGAGUUCGGCCUCAUCAAGUCUGCGAAAUCUCGGAGCACAAAAGCACCAGACAUGCUCGGCCUCAUGGCCGUCAGGUUCGACAGUGUCUAUCGUCAAAAUGCCAUCACGACUGGCUUGUCACGCCAGGAGAAUCCCAUGGAUGAGCAGCAAAAAUGGAUGUCUCUGUACACCCAUCAUGACAUCGAGCCUCUCUUGGUUCUGCUCGAGGAAGGAAUUCACUACAUCCAUCUGGAAUUUGAGCAGCUGCAGUUCAUCCGGACAGCACGUGAUACCUUUGGACUGCCAAUUGUCUCGGAGAAGGCAAUCACAAAUGCUCUGUGGAUGCAGAUGGAGCUUCGGCAGAAAGUGCUGUCUGCAAAUCCACAGGAUAUGGAACUCGGCCUCAGUAAGGCGGCUGAGCAAGAGCAGCCACACCCGCAGUCAUCCAGGAGCAGCACCUCAUCAAAAGGCAAGCAAACCGCCGUGGAACCAACAACCCCUGACUCAGAGCACGAAGAGAUGGACUCCGGUAGUUGGGAUGCCAACGGCAAGCCUCGAAAAUUCUGGAUUCCCUCAGCAGACUGCAACAUCGUCAUGGGCGGCGCUGCUGAGCCCGUCAUCACCACAACAAGCGCCUCUCCUCGCCAUGCUUCACGCUUAUCAGCUACGCUGCAGCCGGAAGAUGUUCAAUGGGCGACAGACUUCUCCGUCAUGCCAGACGCCAACCGCAUACCAACACCGUUCCGUCCAGGGUCUUCUGGUGGCAUGCCCACGUCCAGACCCAAGGGUGUCUCCUACACGCACUUUCCUCCUUUCCGCUUUGCAGCCGAGUUCCCGAAUCCGCGUCUACUAAAGGAGAAAAAGCGCGUCUACUCCCGCACCGUCUUCUACGCUGGCUCGCUUUGGAACAUCUACAUCCAGAAAGUCCGCUCAUCCAAGAACCCCCAGCUGGGCGUGUACCUGCACCGCGCAAAGGAGUACUCGGCCGAAGACGGCGCCAACACCGGCGAAAUCAUGACAUCCGCCUCCGCCCGCAUCGGCGAGCUCGAGCGGCGCAUCCUCGUUGGCGGCACAGGCACGGAGCGCAGCUCCCGCCGCAGUCGACAGGCCGAGCAGGUCGCCACGGCCAUGAUGGGCAUCGCUCCAGAAGACGACAACACGUCCAGCGGCGGCGACGGCGAAAUCAUCACAACACCCACCACCACCUCCCGCACCGGCGAGCGGCCGUCCCGCCACCGCUCGCAAACCGUCCCGCCGCAGGCCGACCUCAGCUCGACCGCCGGCCUGCCGGAAUGGAUGCGCACGCCCUGGACGACGGCCGGCGAUACGGAGAACGACGAAGAAGACGAAUCAGACACCGAGAACCUUACGCACUCGCAAUACGUCCGCCACCGCCUGCCGGGCAAUCCCUACUACCACCCCUCCUCCGCCGCCAUCCCGCCGGCCCCUCCUUCCCGCACCGCAUCGACGUCGUCUUUCUCCAGCAAGCAUGGCCACGACAGGCGCCAACCUGAGUCCGCCAUCACCAUCCCGCCGUACAUCGAUGGUAGGCCGACGAUCAAGACGUACUUUAAGAUCUACUCGCCCUCUAAGGGUGGCCGCCUGCUGUCGGUGUACGAGAGCGCGCCGGACCGCUUCAACUUCAGUCAGAGCUGGGGCUGGAAGAGCAGCACGUUGAUGCUGGAUGAUACCGUUGCUGCGGCGCCGGCAGCUGCAGGUAGCAGCUCUGCGGCGGGGGCUGGGGCUGACGCCGGCGAUAUCCUGGCUGGCACCGCUACGGCGAUUGAUGGCAUAGAGCAGGCAACGCAGGCAUUGGCCGGGGAGGUGGGUGCGGAGGGGAGUAGGGCGAGUAGUGCGGCGUGGAAGGAGAGGGGGAGGAGUAAGAAGGGGGAUGGGUUGUUGCGGUUUAUGGUUGUGAUUGGGAACUUGUAG